Messenger RNA from Gamsiella multidivaricata, 2355 nucleotides. RefSeq lists its product as uncharacterized. The record is from RefSeq and is a predicted model, not a curated record. NCBI's taxonomy places the organism in Eukaryota, Fungi, Mortierellomycota, Mortierellomycetes, Mortierellales, Mortierellaceae. The transcript has a single exon. The coding region runs from base 230 to 2239 and encodes 669 amino acids.
AUCUCUCUUUCCUCACCUCCUCUGACCUCCUCGUCUCCUCACCUUUCCCACUUUCUCGCUUUCUCGCUUUCUCAGCUUCAGCUCCAGCUAUCUUCCUUCUACCUCUCUCCUCACACUUCCUUCUUUUAUUUCCCUCCUCUUCGCCUCUGCACUUAUAAAGUAAAACUGAAGCAUAGUUUAACCACGAGUAUCAUAACACAACAAUAUAACCAUAUCACUGUAACCCGCAAUGGCUGCCUCCGUGGAUACCAUCGCCAACACUGGAUUGCAGUGCCAGGACCGCAGCUACCAGCCUCCUCAACGGAGUAGCCGCUCUGCCUCAACCCUGGCCUCCCUGCGGACUUCCUUUUCAAAGGUUUCGAUUCAAGGCCAGCAGCGACCACAUCAACCCCUGUACAAUAACGACGACCAAUAUUCAACGACCACUUCUGCUUCCAGCACGACACCCGCGAUGAUGGCCUCUCCUUCAUCCGAUCCUCGGCAGCACAAGAGCCCGCGCGACUAUCACGAAUCAAAACCAGCGCUCCCCCUCUUGCAGAUCCCCUUCAGCAAGCAACAUGAAAUCAAACACGCACAUUCACAGCCCGCAACAAAGACAGAAACCAAGGACGGCGGCGACGAUGGCUACUUUGGCGAUAUACUCGACAAGUACUGCCACUCGGAUGAGGACCCAAUAUCGCCCUCCACUGCUUCGCCCACCUCGCCCUUCUCAACAGCACCCGACUUCAGGGCGCCAAUGCCCCCAACGCCCCCUGUGACCUUGAGCAGACACCAGCGACAUCAGAACCAGUCGAUUGUACCACCACAACGAGCAACGCCGCUCAGGAAUUCAAUCGUGCCCCAGAGCGAUCGCUCGAGUGUCGAGAGCAGCCCCAUGCUCGCAGCCUCUGCCAGAUUCAGCGCGUACCUAAACUCCACAUCCAACAGGGCCAGCCGCGAUUCUUUACCGCUCACUGGAACUGCUUCCAGCUCGCCUUCGCCAUCGCCCAUUCUACGAGCAUACACAAAGCGACCUGUCCCCAUACCCGAUUCUUUGUCAGCUGCGAAUGCUGCUGCCUCGCCUAGGACUUCGGUGGCCUCAAUGGUAUCGUCGCAAGGUCGUAGUCGCUCAGCGUCCGACUUACAGGUUUCCGGACCAGAGCCGCCACCCAAGGACAGCGCCAGACAGCUGUUGCAUGCCCAGCAUCGUAAUAGCAGCAAUCCACAAGUGCCUCAACGGUCCAACACAUUUCCCGCAGUAGUUGAGGAGGCCAUGAGGCGGGACAGGGCCGUGUCCCUCUCCAGCUUUGCUUCGUCAUCUGGCGACAUCAGCCCCUACGCCGAGAACGCCAUCAUCCGUGGCAGGAGCAACUCUAGCCAGUCGCAACUCAGCUACCUGACACCCAAAUCAAGAGAUCGAUACUCCAACCAGCAGCAUCCACAACAGCAAAAGCAGCAACUUUUAUAUUUCCCAGGACAAAAUGGCACCAUUUCUUCCAUCCCUCGCUCCCAGGUCAAUGAGGAGCGAUUGUACUACCAACAACAACAACAACAACAACAACAGCACUAUGACUACCAGCAGCAGCGAUUGAGUCAGCAACAGUCGCCACCACAUUCGCCACAUACCUCUGCCGCACUGACACCCUCAGAGAUGCUCUCUCGGCGAUUUGACGAUCGCGCUAGGACCAUCGAUCAGGUCCCGACUCCGGCCCCUUCGAAAUACGCCGCUACUGGAGGAAUGAAAUCCGCCCUCGUUAAGACUCCGAUAGCGCAUACAAGAUCCAGUGAGACUCUCGGACGUACGGUGAUCUUUGGCGACAUGAUCACGGUCGUCACGGUUGAACGGACAGAGACACCGCCACCGCCCCCUGUCAACAAGAAGGGCAAGAAGAAAAAGUCCAAGAAGGGCUCGUCUAAGGCCGGGCCACAUCCUGACCCAGAAUAUGACUCUGACUAUUAUAAUGCCCCCUAUACCCCAGAGCCGGCCGAGGUCGUGGUGACGCAGGCGCCUUGGAUCGGAAAUCCCAACUACGAUGAGGAGAGGGCCAACUCGAGGUUCUAUAUCGAGGAUGACUACGACCCAGAGUACGAUGAUUACGAAUACGUACCUCCUAGAGGUUUGAGUCCUGAGAAUGAGGGCGACGAUGAGGAGGACGAGGACGAGAACGAUGGUUAUGGCAACGGAAAUGAAUCACCGCCAAAGAAAAAGGGUGGGAUUUUCAAAUUCAAGCGCGCCGUCAAUCGCCUUCUUCGCAACUAAAUGCCUUAGGCAUGCUAAAUUCACCUCUAUUGUAUAUCACUUGCUAUCUUUAUUCUUAACUAAUGUAUUAUGGUAUGGGGUCUUUCUCGAGGGAGUGAAUAAAUAUAAAGGGAAAA